Dermacentor silvarum is the source of this 3579-nucleotide messenger RNA. RefSeq lists its product as uncharacterized. Lineage: Eukaryota; Metazoa; Arthropoda; Arachnida; Ixodida; Ixodidae. The record is from RefSeq and is a predicted model, not a curated record. Gene Ontology annotation, biological process: protein processing. Gene Ontology annotation, molecular function: metalloendopeptidase activity. The coding region runs from base 1 to 2889 and encodes 962 amino acids. Gene Ontology annotation, cellular component: plasma membrane. The transcript has 12 exons.
AUGGACAUUGGAAUUGGGCCCGACCUAAGCUUCCUCAUAUGCAAGGAACCCCAACAAGACGAAGCUGCAGGUUCCAGUGGCACCUCUGCAGUCCCUGAACACGAUGUCCAGCGGGCCCGGACUGUUGCGGAGGGGCCGCCUGAAGAAAAAUCGCGGGGACUCGCACCAAACGUGACUCUCGUCGUGCCCGGGAAACCGUCCGAUGCGAACAAGACCGAGUCGGAGCAACACCAGCAACAGCAAAGUUCCUCUGCAGUCGAAGUCCAGGCAAAGUCUGCAUGUGCCGCGGGAUUGGAAAGCCCGAGAAGGAAGUUUUCUGACUAUUUCUCAAGGAAGCCGUCGGAUAAUCCGAAGGGUGUUCGUAUAGAUGAAGGGGAACGCAAGAGGGCGCCCAGCCAGCAAAGUGCCAGGACCAGGCGACAGACAGUUGCUGAUCUCUUGGCCUACCUCAUCCCGCGCCACUCAAGUGCUACUUCGAUGCAAAGGUUCCUGGGCAUCAGGGUAAGACUGCUGUUGACGAUGUCCUCUUUUCAUCUUCAGAUGAACCAACCAAAGACGAGGAGAGUGGGUGAGGCAGGACCAUCCGGGACUGCGCGCUCCGGUUCGCCUUCGGGUUCGCCUGCGAGUUCAGCUGCGGGUCCGAAAAAGACAUCACCUGGGCCUUUUUCACCCGACACCGUGAAGAUAUCCGUUCGUGAGGACAAAGCUGUGCAAAAUAAGAAGUUGGCGACACGAUGGAAGAAAAAGCCCCCUCAACGGAUCGACGAAGAAGGCCUGCAAGACCUGCUGAGCAGCCUGCCGACUAUGGCGACCAGCUCGUCCACAGUGCGGCACUCGUUCGCGGCGUCGCAGAGGAGGAUGCCACCCGCGCUGCGCGAUCGACUGCACGUGGUGCUAGUGUUUGUCGUGCUCUGCAUACUGGCCGUCGUCAUUGGCAUCUUCCUCCUCUAUAGCAUCACCCCGACAGAGACAGUUUGCAGGUCGGAUGUCUGCAACUCCUACUCCAAGCUUCUCUGGGAGAUGCUGAACGUUUCAGUGAAACCCUGUGACGACUUCUACAGCUACGUGUGCUCCAACUGGGACUCCAGGCAUUCCUACUCGUUCAAGGAAGAUGUAUAUCUGCGGUUCAUCCAGCGCGUGUCCGAGAGGAACCGCCGCACUGCCGCUCCAGCGCAUGGACAGAGCGCGUCGCAGAAGGCCGCCAAAUUCUACCAGUCGUGCUCGGCCACCUACACGCAGGGCGGUGAUCGCGAGCUGGACGCAGUCAAGCAGCUGCUGCUUCGCUUCGGUGUCCUGUGGCCCCGGCUCACCAAUGACUCAAACCUGCUGCGCAUCUGCUUCGCCAUGUCGGCCACGCUCGACUGGGCGCCGGUGAUCCUCUUCUCGGUCACGCGCCCUGAGGUGCAGAUGACGGUCUCGCCGGCAGAAUUCUUUGCCAAUAUCCUGGCUAGGCGGCGAGCCAUGCUUGCCGGAGGAGGUAGCGACUACAGCACGUACUUCGGGCACAUGUUGCGCGUCUUUGGCCGACCCGACGAACCGGGCGACGACGUACUCACGUACGGCGAGCUGCUCGCGAUGGAGUCCCACCUGCUGCCGGCGCUUCGACGCGCGUACGCCGUGGUCGAGGGCAACGCCUUGGAAAACGCGACCCUCGAGGACGUCAUCCAGUUGGCCGGCAACACAAUCCCCAAGUCCGCAUGGGAGGAGCAGCUUCGCGAAAACUUCGAAGCGGCUGGGUACAACGGUACCACGUCGCAGAGGUUCACCGUGGAGAACGUACGCUUCUUCGUCACCUUCUUCGAUCUAGUGCGCGCGCUGGGCGAGCAGCACAUGGCCUACUACCUGGGCUGGGCAACCGUCCAGGGGUUGUCGUUGCUGACCAAGCCCGAGGUCAUCCGCUACUACUACUCAUCGCACGGAGAGGCUGCGCGGGAUCACGUGCUCUUCUGCGUGGCACUCGCCCACCAAUACAUGGGGCUCACCUUCUACGCCAGCUACAUCCGAAACGAAUUCACGCCUGAGGUGAUCGACGACGUCGCUCUCCUUGUGAGAAACGUGCAUGCGUCCUUCCGCCAAGGGUACGCGGCAUCGCCGGUCUGGAAGGGGUUCGUCGAACGCAGCACGCAGUGGCGGGCCGCGAACGAGUCUUCGUCAUCGAGCGGCCCACCGCUGAGCUUCGUUCACGAUUCUCGCGAAGAUGUCCUGAACGAGCUCUUCGAACACUUUCCGGACAUGAACUCCAACGUACUCGACAACGCCGAGGGCGCUGUGGCCGCGCGGUACGCGACGACGGUGGACACGCGCAUGGCUCGGUCAAUCUGGAACCGCACAAUUCGCUUCCACUAUUUCGUAGCCAAGGCGGCGGCGUCGCCACGCUUCGAGCUCAUGCCCGUCGCGCUGGAGCCGUUGUUCUACAGCGCGGAAGCACUGCCGGCCGUAAAGUACGGCGCCUUGGGCGCCGAAAUUGCCGAUGCCAUCGCGACCCUCGUGUUCCACGACCUUCGCGAAGCGGACAACAGCACGCGCACUGCGGUCGAGUCGCAGCCCCUGUGCUUGCUGGACGCGUCGGUGGCAGGCACGAGGAUCGUCAUUCCUCCUCCCGGAUGGCCGCACAUGACCAGGCUUCAGCUGGCUGAGAGGGCUAUGUCUCUGGACGCGGCUUUCAGGGCCUUUCUCGACGUCACCAACGGCGGCCAUCAGACGAAACUGGAGCGCUACGAUUGGUUGUCGGGCAAUAUGAUGCUGUUCGUCUUCUGGUGCAUGGCCCAGUGCGGCGCCUCCAAUGGGAAGCACAGGUGCAACGACCCGCUCCGGCUGUUCCGCUACUUUGGGCAGGCCUUUCAGUGUGGAGUGGGAACGGCCAUGGCCACUGUGCGAGAUUGCGUAUGACCGGUGGGCGUUGUCGCGAGGCACACCUAUACUUGUUGGACGUGCUUGAUAGAAGACAGGAUUCAAAUGUAGUUCUUAAUACCGUUUUUAAUUUGGGCCUGACUUCUUAUGACAGUUUCGUGGUUAUUCGGCUCUCACUAAUGUUCGUAUCGAUUCACUUGGAUCGCCGCGGAAGUUUUCGCUUGUUAAUUUAUUCGAGUGUCACUUGUUGCUGCCGUAAGUGAAACAUGGAGCUGCAAUUUUAUUUCACUUGCGCUGCUGAUAUAGAAGCGUGUUUUCUUUUAUAGUUAGGUGAAUUGAAGGGAUUUAAUUUGUUCAAUAAUUAACUGGACUACAGGGUUCCCGAAACUGUUUUGAAUAUCUUGAUCUAAAAAUUUUUAAACUUUAUGUUUAUUUUAAUUUUAUAGGUGCAAGUGCGAGCACGUCACGAAAUGCUUUAUUGGCAGGGAUUGCGAAAGCACUCCGCGUUUGCACUCCUGCUUCUGCAAGAGAAAUCUAAUCAUCGAUAAUUUAAUUUUGCGAUUUAUAUCCUGAUGAUUUAACCAUCGCGAUACCAUAGUUUAGCGAACAACCAAAUUUUUGUCCAAAUCUCGUUAGAGAGCACGCAUUUGACGAGGCCUAUUUAUUUUUAUUUUUAGCUGUAUGCAGUUACCUUUUUUUUUUGCCUGAGAGGAAACGUGAAAUAAAUUU